Euleptes europaea (tarantolino) is the source of this 2626-nucleotide messenger RNA. RefSeq names its product hydroxyacyl-CoA dehydrogenase trifunctional multienzyme complex subunit alpha (gene HADHA). Bases 65 to 2374 code for a protein of 769 amino acids. Lineage: Eukaryota; Metazoa; Chordata; Lepidosauria; Squamata; Sphaerodactylidae. Gene Ontology annotation, cellular component: mitochondrial fatty acid beta-oxidation multienzyme complex; mitochondrion. Gene Ontology annotation, molecular function: long-chain (3S)-3-hydroxyacyl-CoA dehydrogenase (NAD+) activity; enoyl-CoA hydratase activity; NAD+ binding. Gene Ontology annotation, biological process: fatty acid beta-oxidation. The transcript has 20 exons. The record is from RefSeq and is a predicted model, not a curated record.
GUGCCCUCCUCGCCCGGGGCGCCUCCGCUUCUCUCAGUCCGCUCGACCUCCCCUCUGGGCCAAGAUGGCGGCUGCCGUCAGAGCCAUCGGCAGUUGGACGCGCUUUACUGCAGCCGCCAAGUAUUGCCCGUCCCGGCACCGCCUCCCAGGUUAUGCCUGCCGAAACAUCAGCACCUCUUCAGCCCUUAAAUCUAGGACCCAUGUUAAUUAUGACAUCAAAGGAGAUGUCGCUGUGGUACGUUUUAACUCGCCAAACUCCAAGGUCAACACUCUGUCCAAACAGAUGCAAGCAGAGUUCACGGAAAUUAUGAAUGAAAUCUGGACCAAUGAGGCUGUCAAAAGCGCAGUCCUCAUCUCAGCAAAACCUGGUUGCUUCAUUGCAGGGGCCGACCUCAACAUGAUCGAGGCCUGCACGUCCAGUCAGGAAAUCUCCCAACUUUCUCAGGAAGGACAGAAGAUGUUGGCGAGUCUUGAAAAGUCUCCGAAGCCGAUUGUUGCUGCCAUCAGCGGUUCCUGCCUUGGUGGAGGGCUGGAGGUUGCCAUUGCUUGCCAAUACAGAAUAGCGACAAAGGACAGAAAGACAGUCCUAGGCACGCCUGAGGUGCUAUUAGGGUUGCUUCCAGGGGCUGGAGGCACUCAGAGGCUCCCAAAGAUGGUGGGGGUUCCUGCGGCCUUUGACAUGAUGUUGACCGGAAGAAACAUUCGUGCUGACAAAGCAAAAAAGAUGGGGCUGGUUGAUCAGCUGGUGGAUCCCCUAGGACCAGGUAUAAAAAGCCCCGAGGAGCGGACCAUUGAAUACCUGGAGGAGGUGGCGAUCACCUUUGCCAAGGGGCUAGCCAGCAAGACAGUUUCUCGGAAGAAGGACAAGGGCUUGAUCCAGAAGGUGACAGACUACGCCAUGAAUAUUCCGUUCGUGAGGGAACAAGUCUACAAAACUGUAGAGGGGAAGGUGCGGAAGCAAACCAAAGGACUGUAUCCUGCUCCCCUGAAUAUCAUUGAGGUUGUGAAGACCGGCCUGGAGCACGGCAAUGAAGCCGGCUACCUUCUUGAAUCACAGAAAUUUGGGGAACUUGGGAUGACCCCUGAAUCCAAGGCUCUUCUAGGGCUCUACCAUGGGCAAGUGCAAUGCAAGAAGAACAAGUUUGGACAACCAAAACAGCCGGUCCGAACUCUUGCUGUCCUGGGAGGCGGCCUGAUGGGUGCAGGAAUUGCCCAGGUCUCUGUGGACAAAGGGAUGAAGAUUCUCCUGAAAGACACCACCCUGCAGGCCUUGAGCAGAGGACAGCAACAAAUCUACAAAGGCUUUAAUGACAAAGUGAAGAAGAAGAGCUUGACAUCGUUCGAGAGGGACAUUAUCCUCAGUAACAUGACAGGGCAGCUGGAUUACAAGGACUUCUCGAAGGCUGACAUGGUGAUUGAAGCCGUCUUUGAGGACAUCAACAUCAAACACAAAGUUAUAAAGGAGGUGGAAGCAGUGGUCCCUCCUCACUGCAUCUUUGCCAGCAAUACAUCUGCUCUCCCCAUCAAUCAAAUAGCAGCAGCCAGCAAAAGGCCAGAGAAGGUGAUUGGAAUGCACUACUUCUCUCCAGUGGACAAGAUGCAGCUGCUCGAAAUCAUCACCACAGACAAAACCUCACCGGAGACAGCGGCCUCUGCUGUUGCUGUGGGCCUCAAGCAGGGCAAGGUCAUCAUUGUGGUUAAGGAUGGCCCAGGUUUCUACACAACCAGAUGUCUUGCGCCCAUGUUGGCUGAAAUCGUCAGAGUUCUCCAGGAAGGUACUGAUCCCAAGAAAGUGGACGCCAUUUCCACAAGUUUUGGCUUCCCAGUUGGUGCCGCCACUCUGAUUGAUGAAGUGGGUGUUGAUGUUGCCACCCACGUUGCGGAGGAUCUCGGCAAAGCCUUCGGUGAACGGUUCAAAGGUGGAAAUGUGGAGCUGAUGAAAGCCAUGGUGGACAACGGCUUUCUGGGCCGCAAAGCUGGAAAGGGUUUCUACAUUUACCAGGAAGGUGUGAAGGACCGGAACAUCAACACUGGCAUGGAUGAAAUCCUGGAAAGGUUCAAGAUACCGGCCAACCCAGAGGUCUCCACAGAGGAAGACAUCCAGAUGCGCUUGGUGGCUAGGUUUGUGAAUGAGGCCAUCUUGACCCUGCAGGAAGGAAUCCUCAGCAACCCCGUAGAGGGAGACAUUGGGGCCGUGUUUGGCCUGGGCUUCCCACCUUGUUUGGGAGGUCCCUUCCGCUACACAGACUACUAUGAGGCCUGGCGGCUGGUGGACCGCAUGAAGAAGUAUGAGGAUAUCUACGGGAGCCAGUUCACGCCGUGCCAGUUGCUACUCGACCACGCCAAGGACUCCAGCAAGAAAUUCCACAAAUGAACUUUGUCUGUGCCUCCGUCCACUGACGUGUGAGCCCCUCUCCCAGCCAAAGGCGGAGGGAGGCUUGUUGUCCAGGAAGAGAAAGUCUCUUGCCCUAAGGCCCAGGGGCUCGCGGGUGUUAACCCUUUAAGUGCCUUUGGUGCUCGGGCACUACCUCUCCCCGACCCACCCUUCAUUGAGCAGAUACUGGCCUCUCCUUAGCUGGAGAAGGAAUCAGGGCUUUCUCUUCGGCCUGAGCCUGGCACCCUGUAG